ACAUCCCACCACCCUCACUAAAUUAUAAGUGCAAAAAAGAAAGUAUAUAAUAAAAAUAUUUUUGGUUAUUAGCUAUGGCUAAGGACGACAUUGAAGGCUCGGCGGAGCAUUCGGCUAAGGACUACCAUGACCCGCCGCCGGCGCCGCUGAUCGACUUCGACGAGCUGACAAAAUGGUCAUUUUACAGGGCCGCCAUCGCCGAGUUCAUCGCCACCCUUUUGUUUCUUUACGUCACCGUUUUGACGGUCAUUGGGUACAGCCACCAGACCGACUUGAAAGCCGGCGGCCAAGACUGCGGCGGCGUCGGCAUCCUCGGCAUCGCCUGGGCUUUUGGUGGCAUGAUCUUCAUCCUCGUUUACUGCACCGCCGGCAUCUCCGGAGGGCACAUAAACCCGGCGGUGACGUUUGGGCUAUUUGUGGGGAGAAAGGUGUCGCUAGUGAGGGCAGUGGUGUAUAUGAUAGCACAGUGUUUGGGUGCUAUCUGUGGUGUAGGGUUGGUGAAGGCGUUUCAGAAAGCUUAUUUUAACAGGUAUGGCGGUGGAGCCAAUAUGCUGCAACCUGGCUAUAACAAGGGGACUGGUUUGGGUGCAGAGAUCAUUGGUACUUUUGUGUUGGUCUACACUGUCUUUGCUGCAACCGAUCCUAAGAGAAAUGCAAGAGACUCACAUGUUCCUGUGUUGGCUCCCCUUCCGAUUGGAUUUGCGGUGUUCAUGGUACACCUUGCGACAAUUCCGAUCACCGGAACCGGCAUAAACCCGGCUCGGAGCUUCGGAGCGGCGGUGAUCUACAACAAAGACAAGGCCUGGGAUGACCAGUGGAUCUUCUGGGUGGGUCCCUUCAUCGGAGCUUUCAUCGCCGCCUUGUACCACCAGUUCGUUCUUAGAGCAUCCACCAUCAAGGCUCUUGCAUCUUUCAGGAGCAAUUAAUUUAAUUUAAUUAAUUAAUUCUUCAUAAUAAAACCAAAGUAGAAGGAAAUAGAAUUCCCAUUCUGCCCUCCAUCCUUGGUUUGGUUUCAUUUGGUUUGAUGUACUCUUGUGUUUGUCUUCUUUCACCAAAAAAAGUCUUUUAUUUUUUUGUUUUAAUUUAUAAUAUGCUCCAUCUUGUAAUUAAGUUGCAUAAAUAUUAUUGUGUGUAUUCUUGCUAAAGCUACUUGUUUCCUCUUUUAA
This is a messenger RNA of Ipomoea triloba (trilobed morning glory), 1166 nucleotides long. Its product is annotated as aquaporin PIP2-7-like. Gene Ontology annotation, biological process: transmembrane transport. The record is from RefSeq and is a predicted model, not a curated record. Gene Ontology annotation, molecular function: water channel activity. The coding region runs from base 75 to 926 and encodes 283 amino acids. Gene Ontology annotation, cellular component: plasma membrane. The transcript has 3 exons. Lineage: Eukaryota; Viridiplantae; Streptophyta; Magnoliopsida; Solanales; Convolvulaceae.